Schistosoma rodhaini is the source of this 4204-nucleotide messenger RNA. NCBI's taxonomy places the organism in Eukaryota, Metazoa, Platyhelminthes, Trematoda, Strigeidida, Schistosomatidae. The record is from the annotation of a GenBank genome assembly.
UAAAUAAAUAAAGGAAUAAACAUCUUUUCAAUAUCUAUGAAGUUUAAAUAUUAUUUUUAUUCAAUUAUUCUUAUACUACUUAAAUUAAAUUUAUUUCAAACAAAUAAAACAUAUAUAUAUCAUUAUAUAACAAAUAUUACUGAAAAUUCACAUAAAGAAAUACAUUUAAAAACAAUAUCAGGUUAUGUUUAUAUUACACCAAUUGUAAUAAAAGAAAUAAAUUAUAAAACAAAUCAAAUAAUCAAUAAAACAUUAUGGUAUAUAACAUUGAAUACUACUACUACUAAUAGUAGUAGUAGUAGUAAUAUUCAUAGUCAGUUUAUAAGUAGUAUCUAUCUAAAUGGUUUAAUUUUAUUUGAUGUUAAAGGAUUUAUUGAUAGAAUAUAUAUAUCAAAUAAACAAUUUCACAUAAAUACUAUUCAAUUGAAUAUAUUUAAAGGACUUAUUAGUUUAUUUAAUAUACAUAAUACAUUUGAAUCAGGUAUUGAAAUUGAUAGUUCUGGUCAAUGUUAUGUAACAUAUGCUACUAUUAAAAAUAUAAAUAAUCAAUCUAUUCCUAAUGAUUUAAUUAUUAUUGAUAAAGAAAAAAAUUUUUGUAAAACAUUAACAAAAUCAAUUGAUAUAUGGAAUGAAAAUUUAUUAAAAAUUAUUAAUUUAAAAAAGAUAAAACAAAUGAUAACACGUUAUAUUUAUAAUAAAUUAACAUAUCAAUUAAUCAAUAUACAAUCAUAUGAAAAACAAAUUUAUUCAAUGAUCAAUAAUAUAAACAAAAAUAAUAAUAAUGAUGAUAUACAAUAUAAACAAUUUAUAAAUACAACUGGUAUUGAAUUGAUUACAUGGCAAAUUAUAGAAUAUUUAAAUGAAAUAGAUUUUAUUAAUAAUAAUGAUAAAAGAAUUGAAGAAAUAAUUCAUGGAAAUCAUAAAUAUACAUUAGAUGAAAUCAUUGAAAUCUUAUAUGGUACCAAUUAUCAAACAAUACAUUUAGGUCUUAUUUAUCCAAUUACAAAAUCAAAUUCAUGUAGUUUAAAUACAAAUUUAUUUACUCCUCCUCCUCCUCCUACUACUACUGAUACUACUCAUAAUACUACUGAUGAUGAUAAUGAUAAUCAUCAGCAAUUAGUUAAUUUACGACAAUAUAUUGAAUCAUAUCGUGAUUAUUUACAUAAUAAUUUAAUUGGUACUAUAAAAUCAUCUGAAUCAAUUAUUCAUUUAAUUAAUCAAUUACGUUGUCUCCCAGAUACUAAUUAUUCUAUUACAUUAUUAUCUAGUGCAACUAUGCUAACACCACCUUAUAUUGAUAUACAAUUAAUAUAUAGACAAUAUAAUACAUGGAAAGAUCAAUUAAUUGAUAUUUUAAUUAAUUGUGGUACUAAUACUUGUCUAACUAUUAUAUUAAAUCGUUUAAAUGAAAUAACUAAAUUUCUUUAUUUUAAUAAUGAUCAUAAUUUCAAUGAAAAUUCUAUUGAAAUUAUUAAAACAAAAGAAAUGUUAUUUAAAAAAUUUUGGAUAUCAUUAUCUCAUAUUAAUAAUCAAUUAAAUAUUGAUCAAAUGAAUCAAUUAUAUCAAUCAUGUGAAAAAUCAAUAAUUAUUGAUCAAAAUUAUAUUUGUUUAAUGACUUUAGUAAAUUUAAAUUCUCGUAUUAAAAAUUAUAAAAAAUUUAAUUAUUUUAAACAAAUAAUUAAACAUAUACAAAAAUUACUUAAUAUUUCAAGAAAAAAUGUUGAAGAAAAACAAAAAAAUCAUUUAUUAUUAUUAGGUAUAUCAUUAAGUAAACAAUUACGUCAUCCAAUAUUGAUUAAAUCAUUAUUCAAUAUAAUAAUUAAUAAUAAUGACAAUAAUAAUAAUGAAUAUGAUGAAUAUGAUAAUAAUUAUUAUUAUGAUAAUAAUGAUAAUAAUAUUCAUAAUAGUGAUAAUAAUAUUAAUAGUGGUAAUCGUAAUAAUAAUUUCAAUAAUAAUAAUAUUAAUAAUGAAAAUAAUAAUGAUACUAAUAAUAUUAAUAAUAAUAAUGAUAAGAAUAAUAGUAUAGACAACAUUGAUAAUAACAAUAGUAUUAAUAAUAAAGAUAUUAAUAAUAAUAAUCAUGAUAAUAAUAACGACAAUAAUAAUAGUAAUAAUAAUAAUAAUAUUCCAUCCGUUAUACGUUCAUUAGCUAUUCGUACUAUUACUGAAAUAUAUUUAUCAGAAAAUAAAAAAAAUUUAAAUGAAAAAAAUUAUAAUUUAAUUAAAUUAAAUGAAAAACAAUUUUUAAAAAUAAGAACAAAAUUAAUUGAAUUAUUAUAUCAAUUACCUAAUAAUAAUAAUAAUAAUAAUAAUAAUAAUAAUAAUAAUAAUAAUAAUAGUAUUAAUAAUAAUAAUAAUAAUAUAGAAAAUGAAAUAAUAAUUAAUUAUGAAAUAAUUAAAUUAUUAUUAUUAACUAAAUUAUCACCUCAUUAUAUAACACAAAUAUUAAAUGAUUUAUCUAAACAACAAAGAUGGACUUUAAUACAAUUAUGUAGAAAAUAUAUCAGACAAUUAUGUAAUAAUAAUAAUAAUAAUAAUGAAGAAUUAUUAACAAUGAAUGAAUGUCAUUGUUUAAAUGGUUUAUUAUCUAAAUGUAAAUUAGGUUUAGCUGGUAGUUGGUCUGGUUUAAUUGGUCAUCAUAAAUUGAAUAUAAUGAAUCAAGCAAUAUUAUUACAUAAUGAAAUUAAUCAUAUUAAUCAUAUAUUAUAUAUUGAUUAUAUAAAUUAUUAUAUAUUAGAUACUAAUGGUGGAUUACAAUUAUCUAAUAUGAAUAUAAAUUUAAUUAAUAAUGAAGAUGAAACAUCAUUAUCAUUAUUGAAUAUUAAUAUACAAGCGAAUGAAUUAAUGAAUUUAGGUAAUAUAUUACCCAAUAAGAAACAGCAGCAAUCUACCAUGGCAACAACAACAACAGGAGAUACAUGGUUAUAUAUGGAUGUUAAUUAUUUAGAUAUCUCAUUAUUACCAUAUGAAUUAUUUUCUGGUGGAAUAUCUAAUAUAAUGAGUUUACUAUUCUCAUCUACAAGUCAAUUUAAACCAUUUAUACAAUUCAUUAAAUUACCAAUAGAUCAAAGAAUUCAAACUACAUUAUCAUCUGGUUGGUUAAUACAAUUAGAUCAUAUAGCAUCAUUAACCAUAAGGAUAUCGAAUGCAUUAGAGACGAGUAUAUGGCGUUUAACCGGUCGUAAUAAUGUACGAACAGAAAUUGGUUUUGUAAAUGAUAUUAAAAUACAUUUAGUUGAAUUAGAUCAAAAUGAAAUGAUAGAUAUACCUAUAUCACAUUUAUAUAUCCAUAAAGGUAAUGCUAUACAAGGUUAUAUUGAUUUUAUUACAGAUAUAAAUAUAAAAAAUUUACCAGAUAGUAUUUGUUUAGCAAUGAAUCAAGGUGAGAAUACGUUUAUUGUUCAGUGGUAUACAACAAACAUGACAAUGGACAGUACAAAACAUUCCUCAACUACAAUGCAAAAUAAUGAUCAUUCUUAUCACUAUGUAUCAAAUUAUACAUUACAACCUGUAUCAUAUAAUUUAGGAUAUGAUAAUUCAUUAAAAUGUAAAAAGAUGAAUGCAAGAACUAUUUGGUAAAAUUGAUUUUGUUGCUAUGGGGACGGGAGGGAAGUCUUUCCCCACCCAAUUUUUUAAAAAAAACUUUUUUUUCUUAACAAUUAAAUCAGAUUUUUAAUUUUUAUUUCCGUAAGAAAGAUAUAAACAUAAUCGAUGAGAUUAUAAUUGAUGAACGAACAGGACAGGUUUAAGAUAGCAGAUCUUGGAUUUUGGUGAGAAAUACAUUCCUCUAUUUGGUAUCAUAUCUGAUGUUAAUUCCUCACCCGAAUUUAUAACCCUCGUUUAACCUGUUACAAGGAGGUGGGUAUCGUCAUAGCCAUCUUACAGUUGCUCAAAGGUCCUACCACUUAGUCACAAUUAGGAAUAUUCAUUUCCUCAAAUUAGUUUUUUUUCUUAAAAAUUUGAUAACGUUUCCAUGUCAACCUAGAUAUCUUGAUUAUUUGUUGUUGUAAUGAAUUUGUCUACUAGAUAAAAUCUUGUUGUAUCAUUUUUAUUUUGUUAUGGAUGAACAUAAUAGAGUUUUGUUCUCUAAGCUGGAUGAUUUGAUUGAGGAGCUUCCAUUGUUAUUCUAAACGAUAUCAUCAGCCCGAACAUCAAGUACAAGUAAUGGGACUUUAAAAUUUACUUAGUAUUGUUUGUUUGAAUC